UAAGUUUAGUUGAUUUUAGCUUUUCGUUGUGUUCACAAGUGUUUUCGGUGAGCAACACCGUUCGCAUUGACAUCGUGAGUCUGCGUGCGCGUUACAAAUAUACAUAUUCACCUAUGUACAUAUAAACAAACAAAAAAUUAAAUUAAUCGAUUUUUUGUUGUUACUAUUUAACAUAAUUUUCGAAAUUUCUGCAUGCGUGUGUGAUUAGUGCACGACGACGCGAUCGCUACAAAACAGAACGUGAAGGCGCUGCCUUGGCUGUUUAGCAUAUUGGUGGUACUAGCUCUACAGCAGAAGGAGACAGCAGUCCAAAGGCGAUUAUCUCCGCGUUAUUUCCCAUUUCAGUGUUAACACACGUCGCAACAAACAGAGAGCUUCAUAGCUCAGUGCGCGGCAAUGAGCUGAGUUAAUUAGUGGCUUACAUAUAAAAUUCAUACCUCAACACACACACACAAUUACCUAUAUAAAUUAACAGCUGAGAGGAGCAGCACACAAUUAUUAACCGGGUUUAAUGAGAACCUGACAAAACGCGCCGAUACGAGCACACAGUCGAGACACUAUGGAAGUGUAUGACGACAGGCCGGUGAGUGUCUACGACAAUUUGAAAACGACGCCGACCAGCAUACACACCAGCACACCGAAAUCACUGAAAAGAGGUAACACAGUGCCGUCACCAGCUGCAUCGCCAUUGACAGCACACAGAGCAGCAGUAGCACCAACAGCAGCAACAGCAACAACAACGGCAGCGAAUAGAGCAACUAGCUCACCUAUUUACGCCGAUAUUGCAUUCAAGUUUAAUGACAACAACCAACUGACAAAUCAGCAGUCACAACAAACGUUCGCACAAGAGAAGCAACAGCAACAAACGCUUCCGUGCUUGACUCAGCAAUACGCGCAACCACAGUUGGCGUCAAACUUCACUGACCAAGCACCAACAACAACAACAACAACAACAACACAACAUUUUCCGACGAACACAACGUUACCAACACAGAAUAAUCACAACAACACUAACAACUACCACACUAACAGCAAUCAACAGCGGCUAACACAGCCGAACACGUCGAUUACAUUGCCAGCUUCAGCUCCCGCACCGGCUCCAGCGCCAAUCAAAGCAAUUGCAACAGCAACAACGCCAGCAGCCAUGUCAACGACAGCAGCGUCGAUGGCGACGUCGGCAGCGACUAGGAAUGCAAGUCCGGCACAGAGACCGCUUAGUCAACAUUCGCAAUCGGAACUAUACGAAGCCAGUCAGAGUAUAGCUGCGGUGAAAGCCGCAUUAAAUGAUGCUAAAUCGAAAUUUUUCGGCUUAAACGGUUACGCUCAAGAUCAUCCACACAACAACACUAACGAAUCUCGGCCGAAGCAGCACAACGCGUCGCUGCCACGCCUACUCAUCGACAAUCAAUAUCCAAAAGUACAAAUCGUGACGACAGCGCCCACACCACCACCAAAGAGCCAACCGAAAUAUCAGAACAUACCGGAGAACAGCGCUAUAUUCCGCAAUAACGUAGAGCUGCCACCCGAGUUGCCGCCGAAGCCACCAGUGGAAGCUGUUGCGGUGCCGUCGAGAAUGAUCGCCACAACUCCGCCCACACAUACCGAUGGCGCCGUCUCCACAACACCCAACUCUGCUGCGUUCUCAACAAGCUCAAGGCAAUCGAAUUCACCGUCGCCAUCACCAUCGGCACCGUCGGACGCGGCCAAGGUAUCGUUGUCAUCCUCACAUGCCGCGUACAAGCAAAUACCGCUAAAUGAUAUUGACACUUCGCAGCCAUCACAAGCCGUCUACAUGUCCACCACCGUACCGCAGAAUAUAAAAGGUAGUAAAAUCGCCGGACGACAUACACCAACAAGAAAUAGUUUAAGGCACAGUCGCAUGCUAGUUGUAAAUAAUAAAACAUAUCCAGCCACUCAGCAUCCGAAUCCAAUGAGUUUUAAAUAUCCGAAUCUUGCCCGUUGGUUGCUUAUACUGGAGAUAAUAGUUGGUCUACUAAUAUCAUUCCUAGCAAUUUGGAUAUUCUGUUUGGCGCCCAAUACGGCCAUACAAUAUAAUCCAUAUUGGAGCGGUUUAAUGCUCCUUCUAGCCGGCAUUCUUGGACUUGUGCUUGUACGCUAUCAGCGUAUUAAACGUCACAAAGUACGCGAGAAUUGUUUCAAAUUUUUACGCGCCGACUCAUACUUGCUAGCGCUCUUGGCCAUCUUGCUGUGCGGCAUAGCCGUCUUCUGCGCCGCGCUACACUAUGCGCGUCUCUGCGCCAGCGAUACACACUGUGCAUCGACGAACAUUUUGCUGGAGCACGGAUCCUGCACGUGCACCUUCAAUGCUAACGAGGAUGAGUUGAUGGCGCCAACAAAUAGCAGUGCGGCACAAGUGGCGAAUGGGUUGUUGGACGAGGAAGUGGUGCCGGAGAAUUUCAACGAUCAAAGCUACAAAGUGGAGUAUCGUGAUCUGAGCUGCAAGGAGCUGCGCGGUGAAUGGAUUACCAUACUGAUUUUCUCGAUUGCGCUCAAUUCGUUUGGCUUGCUGCUCGCUUUCGCCUACACUGUGUUGUUGUUCUGUUGUCGUCACAGCGCUAAGCGUCCAUUCUACACGUCCGUCCAUACUAGUACCUUUUAGUGAAGGAGUUUUGAUAUUAUAGAAGUAUACAAAUAGGCACUCACACACGCACACACAAACACUCACACAUACCUGUAGUAUUUUUUUUUAAAUGUAGCGCUGCAAAUAUACAUAUUUACAAAUAUGUAAUUUAAAUAUUAAUUUUUAGAAAUCCGUUUUUAUAUAUGAACUCAUACUUAUUUAUAUAAGUAUGUUACACACAUACAAACAUAUGUCGUUGGCGCUUUGUACUUAAUUCGCUUUUAAAAAAUAAGUUUUUAACAUUUUAACUUUCAAUUUGUAAUUUUAAAUUAAAAAAAAUUUGCAUUAUUUAUAAAAAAAUACUUAUUUAUUUAAAAAUACGAUAUAUAUAUUUAUUAUUAUUGCAUUAAUGCACACGCAUACAAGUACAUUUAAAAUUUUAAAAAUACUUGAUUUUGAAAAAAAAAAUAUUUUUUUAGUAAUUUUUAAAAACAUUUAAUAUUCAUUAUGACUACAUUGACUUUUUAUAAAAAAAUAUUUUCAAUAUUAAAUACUUACAUACAGUUAUGUAAAUGCAAAUCAAUUGUAAAUUUUCGAAAACAGUUUUUUAAAUAUUUUUUACAAGCAACAUCUGGCAACUACAAGCUGUAACCAACCAACCAUUUUGAUAUUUGAAACUAAAAUAAAAAAAAAAAAUUACAAUGCACACAGACAAAAAUACAAAUACAAAAUGCAAUGAAAUAAUUAGUUUUAUUAAAAAAAAAAAUGCAAAUGGUUCAAAAAUGCUCAAUAAAACGUAAAUGAUCUGCAGUUACUAAAAGAUGGCGUUUACUUUGCACUUAAGCAUACUAAACUAUAAUUAAAUAUAUAAAAUACUUAAAUAACUUAAAA
Zeugodacus cucurbitae (melon fly) is the source of this 3472-nucleotide messenger RNA. Its product is annotated as mucin-2. The record is from RefSeq and is a predicted model, not a curated record. Lineage: Eukaryota; Metazoa; Arthropoda; Insecta; Diptera; Tephritidae. Gene Ontology annotation, cellular component: dystrophin-associated glycoprotein complex; sarcolemma. Bases 560 to 2620 code for a protein of 686 amino acids. The transcript has 7 exons.